Molecule: messenger RNA, 2630 nt
Organism: Betta splendens (Siamese fighting fish)
Lineage: Eukaryota; Metazoa; Chordata; Actinopteri; Anabantiformes; Osphronemidae
Gene: adrb3a
Product: adrenoceptor beta 3a
Exons: 2
Coding region: 543-1868 (441 amino acids)
Biological process (GO): adenylate cyclase-activating adrenergic receptor signaling pathway; norepinephrine-epinephrine-mediated vasodilation involved in regulation of systemic arterial blood pressure
Cellular component (GO): membrane
Molecular function (GO): epinephrine binding; norepinephrine binding; beta3-adrenergic receptor activity
Source: RefSeq, a predicted model, not a curated record
UGGGCAGCCGCUCCGGUGGCUCCUGUAACAGCGUCACUCUUUGCCUGAUCUCCACACAGUCAAAACUGUGAGUUUGUAGCUAAUGCGAGAUUUCAGAAAAAAAAAACUCCACUCAAAUCCCCGGUGGAUGAAUUUAAAUGGACCAGGCUGAGCUUUCUUACCCAAAACUUUUUUUCUUUUCACUCAACAUUUGGACGUUCUUAUCCUGGAUUAAUGAGAUCACGCCGCAGCCGCAAUUACCGCCGUUUGCGCCUCUGCGGACGCUUUGGAGACGUUCUUCAGGGAUCAUGCUGUUGAAGCCAGGAGAACUUUUAUGAACAUUUGUGCCAUUAUAAGCGUGGAGACAUGGAGAACCAACGCUGCCUUUUGAACAAUGCCAGGCCAGAACUACAAACAAUGAAAAGUAAGCUGUGAUGAAUUUCUAUGAUUUAGUGAGGGAAACUGUGUCAACCUUUCAUGACGAGCAGACGGAUAAUGAGAAUACAAAGUGCACUUCCUUUGGCUUUGUUAACUCUAAUGCGACUGAGUUAAGCUGGUGAAGGAUGGAAGGCAACCUGAGCACCCCGACAUCCAUAGUGGGCAACAUGACCAAGCCUCCGUACCACGAUGCGGCGGGGCCCUGGAGCCUCAUCGUCCUGACCCCCAUCAUUCUGACCAUCGUCGUGGGCAACCUGCUGGUCAUCAUGGCCGUGGCGCGCACCCCCCAGCUGCAGACCACCACAAACAUCUUCAUCAUGUCCCUGGCGUGUGCGGACCUCAUCAUGGGCGUGUUCGUGGUGCCGCUGGGGGCCACCAUCGUGGUGACGGGCAACUGGCAGCUCGACAAGACCUUCUGCGAGUUCUGGACGUCCGUGGACGUGCUGUGCGUGACGGCGAGCAUCGAGACGCUCUGCGUCAUAGCCGUGGAUCGGUACGUGGCCAUCACCAGGCCGCUCCGGCACAAGGUCCUGCUCAGCAAGUGCCGCGCCAGGGUCAUGGUGUGCGUGGUGUGGGUCGUGUCCGCCCUGAUUUCCUUCGUGCCAAUCAUGAAAGGCUACUGGCGCGCAGAGGAGGACCCCGAGGCACAGAAAUGCUACAGUGAACCCUCAUGCUGCGACUUUGUGACCAACUGGCCCUUUGCUGUGAUAUCCUCUAUAGUUUCUUUUUACAUUCCACUGGUCAUAAUGAUAUUUGUGUACGCGAGGGUCUUCCUAAUAGCAACGCGGCAGGUCCAGCUCAUAGACAAGAACCGCCUGCGCUUCCAGAACGAGUGCGCGGCCGCGCCGCCGCAGGCCGGGCCCCACGUCAACAGUCUGCUGCCGCGCACGGGCUCCGGCGCCGGGACGCGGCGGAAGAGCUCCAAGCGGAGGCCGUCGCGGCUGAUGCUCGUCAAGGAGCACAAGGCCCUCAAGACUCUGGGGAUCAUCAUGGGGACCUUCACCGUGUGCUGGCUGCCGUUCUUCGUGGCCAACAUCAUCAACGCGUUCAACAGAGACGUCCCCUCCGAACGGAUUUUCCGCCUGCUCAACUGGCUGGGCUACAUCAACUCCGGCCUCAACCCCAUCAUCUACUGCAGGAGCCCCGAGUUCCGUGCUGCGUUCAAGAGCCUGCUGGGCUGCCCGUGCCUCCCCGCCACGCAGCUCAAUGCCUUGUAUAAGGAGCUGCAGACGCGCUGCUCCUGCUUUCUUUGGCAGGCCGAGUCGGGCACGGCCGGCUCCUUCCAGAAGUCUCCGAGCGGCGGGGCCCAGAGGAACGAGAGCCUGUCCAGCACACACGGCAGCAGCAGGAGCGAGGAGGCUUUGCCCCUGAGCUCCAACGGCAGCACACAGUUCAGUGACUUAUCACAGCCAGAAACCAAAUUCUUCACGUUGCAGGAAAAGGAAGGAUGAGCCGGAAAAUGCCAAGCUACUGAGGGAACCACCGUCACUGUGAUUCACGCAAAGGCUGAGGCCCGGGCGGCAGCCAGGACGAGACGCCCGGCGCUGACAAACCCAAAGCCCAAGGAGACGACUGGAUUGAACGCAGAGGAACGACGGCCGCAGCCCAGCGCCGUCAGACUGAAGAGUCUCUGCUCCAGGAUGAGAUCAUAUUUAACUGCAUUAAAGAGGCCUUUCGGACACAGACAAACUGAUAGCAUGAACUCAUUUUGUACAGUGUGUUAUCUGAUAAAUUAUCUAUUUAUAAUAUAUACCUUGUGUCACUUACAGAACAACACGACCCGAAUCUGGGCCUCGUCGUCCAUGUUCAGUAGAACAACAUUGGUUUUCAGCAUUCAGCCUCUCAUUUCUGUUUGUCUUAAUGUUUUCUGUUAUGAGCCCAGCGUCUGCAUGCGCACAAUAGGUAUUUUACUAAACUCUGCUCAAUGGUAUUUUAUAUUAUGGCUAUACAACAUGGCUGUCUUACAUGCAGACGUCACAAACUAAAGCCUGAUCAACACAAGCAGUCGGUGCAAAGGUACAGUAUUAUGAACUCCGGGGAAACACGUGCUGUUAGCCACGUUACCAGACAAAGUGUCAGCAGGAAAAAUAAUGGAAUUAAUGUCAUUCAUUAGUUUGCUGCGUUGGGGCAUGUUGUUGCGUUAUCACCUACAGAUCACCACCACCUGCUGCAUUAAGAAUAAAGAAUAAAACUGUGACACAUCUGAACGCUCA